Neopelma chrysocephalum (saffron-crested tyrant-manakin) is the source of this 2115-nucleotide messenger RNA. Its product is annotated as myoferlin-like. Gene Ontology annotation, molecular function: calcium-dependent phospholipid binding; calcium ion binding. Gene Ontology annotation, biological process: T-tubule organization; macrophage activation involved in immune response; plasma membrane repair. Gene Ontology annotation, cellular component: cytoplasmic vesicle; membrane; T-tubule. The record is from RefSeq and is a predicted model, not a curated record. Lineage: Eukaryota; Metazoa; Chordata; Aves; Passeriformes; Pipridae.
CUGGACCUUCUCCAGGGGUCGUGCCGGACCAAAGUCCUGGGCACUGCCACCAUCCACCUGUCCCAGAUCUACCAAGACCCUGAGGAACUCCAGGGGGGGACCCCCGGCUUCCUGCCCUGCUUUGGACCCGCCUUCCUGCCCCUGUAUGGCCCCCGGCCCGACUGUGCGCGGGACUUGGGGGUGGAUUAUCGGGGUCGGGUGCUCCUGGAGAUCUGCACCCAUGAGGGGACCCUGGACGGGCGGCAGAGGGACAUUGUGGCACCCGUGGAUGUGGAACGGGCACAGCAGCAGCUCUUGCCCCAGUGCCAGUGGGGGCUCUGUGGGGUGUUUUACUCGGCCACGAUGGUCCCAGAGGGUCCUGAUCCGCUGGGAUUUGAGCUCGGGAUUGGACACGACUCCUCAGCCACCCCCCUGAGCCCCCCCGUGUUUGAUGGGAACCUGUACCACCACCUGCCCUGGCACGGGGACAAGCCUGUGGUGGCUGUCACCUCGUUCUGGGAGGACAAUUGUCACCGCUGGGACACCCUGAACCUCCUGCGCACCCUGUGCCGGCGCCUGGAGAGGAACACCGCGGAGCUGCGGCGCUGCCGAGGGGACACCGUGAGGGACACGAGGGUGAAGCUGCUCUGGGAGCUGGAGCAGGACUGCAUGCAGGCACUGGCCCAGCUGGAGGCACAACCCACGCCCCUCACGGCUCUGGACGAGCAGCUCAGGAAUUCCCGUCGGCUUCUCCUUCGACAUUUGUGGAAUGUGGCCAAGGAGGCUUCAGUAAAGGCUGGGAAAUACGACUGGGACACACUGGUGGCAGGGGCUGAGAGGUGGCUCAGACGGGUGUCUGCCCUGGCAGUGGAGCCCCAGGCCGGUGUCCCCAACUUGGUGUUGUGGCUGCUGCGGGGGCAGCGCCGGGUGGGCUGUGCCCAUGUCCCUGUCACCGAUGUCACCUUCUCACCAAUCGGCCCUGACGCCUGCGGGCGGCUCUGUGGGAGGAUGCAGACCAUCUUCCUGGGCUCCGGGACGGUCCGUGCCCAGGUCCGUGUCCGGCUGUGGCUGUGCCGGGUGUGCGACAGUGGGGCCCUGCCCCCGCUCCUCGAGGGGUCCCUGCACUUCCACACCGAGACCUACGAAAACCAGACGAGGCUUCUGGGGAAAUGGGGGCCCUGGAAGCUGUUGGGGCGUCCCCCCUUCUCCGAUGGCACGGGCAGGGAGGGGCUCCCUCCGGGAAAGAUCCAGCCCCCCAAGGGAUGGCGCUGGGAGGGGCCCUGGAACGUGGAGCUGCAGCAGAGGGAGAUGGUGGACACAGGCAGUGCCUUGUGUGAGAUGCUGCAGGAGCUGAAUGAGAACCAGAUCCAGAGGAGCCGCUCCAACAGGGCCACCUCGGAUCCCGACCCUGGAGCAGUGUCAGAGGAUGAGCCCUGGCAGUCUGAGUGUUUCUGGCCCUGCCCCUUCCGUCCCAAACCCUUGGGGGGUGUCCGGGGGGGGGCCCUGUGCCGGCGACGCCGCUGGCACCGUGGCUUGGUGCUCGCCCAGCCCACGGCCGUGGCACCCCUGUUCCUGCUGCAGGGAGUCCCGGACACGGAGGACAUGCCCAAGGAGGACAAUCCAGCUGUGGCACCGCUGGAACCCUGGGGAUCGUGGCCCCUCCUGGAGCAGCCCCUGCCCUUAAUUUUCUGCACCUUCCCCUGUCCCAGCCUCUUCCAGCUCCGCUGUUACCUCUUCCGGGCCCUGGAUCUGACCCCUGGCAUCUCCAAGACCUCUAUAGAUGCCGCCGCCCACGUGUCGAUCAUGGAUCAGAGCCAACGCUCCCAGGUCGUGCGGGGUGUCCUGGACCCACUCUGGGAACAGACGCUGCUGCUCCACCCAGUGCUGCUGUUCGGGAACCCCCAAGGGGUUCGGGAGGACCCCCCAGCCGUAGUGGUGGAGGUGUUUGACCAGGCUGGGAAGGGCGCCGGUGUUUUUCUGGGGAGGUGUGUGUGCACCCCCAAGGUUUGGCUGGAUCUGGGACACCGGGAGCCCCCCCGGCUCCAGCCUCACCCCCUGCGUGGGCCGUGGGGCCCAGCCGGGGACCUGGUGGCUGCCUUCGAGCUGCUGCUCGAGCCCGAGGACGGGACCCUGGCA